Molecule: messenger RNA, 3970 nt
Organism: Nomascus leucogenys (northern white-cheeked gibbon)
Lineage: Eukaryota; Metazoa; Chordata; Mammalia; Primates; Hylobatidae
Gene: DNAAF11
Product: leucine rich repeat containing 6
Exons: 12
Coding region: 1017-2057 (346 amino acids)
Biological process (GO): outer dynein arm assembly
Cellular component (GO): cytoplasm
Molecular function (GO): protein binding
Source: RefSeq, a predicted model, not a curated record
UCCGAUGGGGACGCACUGAAGAGCUGAGGUGAAGGGUGAAAAGCGUCCUUCGAGGUCCGGGUCCGGCUUGCCGGGCCAGCGAACUGGAGAGGCGCCAUGGGCUGGAGUAAGCCCCCCUCCACCUUCCGUCCUCUAUCGUUCUCCUUGUGGAAGUCGUCCCGGGUCUCGUGGGAUCCUCGCCGCCCGCUCCAGCCCUGCGCUGCGGGUUCCCCAGCGCCUGGGCGGACCCCAGCCCUACCCGACCCUCCGCCCCGCAGCCCCGGCUGCACCAGGUCCUCUGCAGACUGGCCGGACAGCCUGGCCUUUUCCAGCUCAGGUUCCUAAUCUGUAAAAUGGGCGGGGCCGUAGGAAGGGGAGGAAGAGGCAGAAAGGCACUGGACUCCAGGAAAGGGGUCGGGGAAGGUGCAGGGGUUUUGGCGCCAGACACACCGGGUUCCGGCCUAGUGGCUCCUUACUGGCUGUGAACGUGGGCCAGUCACUGUCUCCAAGCCGCAAUCUUCGGACUCAUUCCCGAAGGCAGUGUAGCCUAAUGGUGGAGGGUCCCGACUCUGGAGCCAGGGUUGAAGUCCUCCCUCUUCCUGUGACUUUGAGCGAGUCACUUCACCCCUUGGGCCUCAGCUUCUUCAUCUCCAAAAUAAAGGCAAUCAGAGUACUGUUUUAGACACAUCACAGAAGAUCUUAUUAGACGGAAUGCUGAACACAAUGACUGUGUCAUUUUUUCCCUGGAGGAACUCUCCUUGCAUCAGCAAGAAAUAGAAAGACUAGAACACAUUGAUAAAUGGUGCCGGGAUUUAAAAAUUCUCUAUCUUCAAAAUAAUCUUAUUGGGAAAAUUGAAAAUGUUAGCAAACUCAAGAAACUUGAAUAUUUGAAUUUAGCUUUAAACAACAUUGAAAAAAUAGAAAACUUGGAAGGAUGUGAAGAGCUGGCAAAACUUGACUUGACUGUAAAUUUCAUUGGAGAACUGAGCAGCGUUAAAACCUUGAAGCACAAUAUCCGUCUGAAGGAGCUCUUUCUCAUGGGAAACCCAUGUGCUUCCUUUGACCACUAUAGGGAGUUCGUGGUAGCAACUCUUCCACAAUUAAAGUGGUUGGAUGGUAAAGAAAUAGAGCCUUCAGAAAGGAUUAAGGCAUUGCAGGACUAUUCAGUAAUUGAACCACAAAUCAGAGAUCAGGAAAAAGAUCACUGUCUUAAACGAGCCAAACUCAAGGAAGAGGCUCAGAGGAAACACCAAGAACAGGAUAAAAAUGAAGACAAGAGAAGUAACGCAGGCUUUGAUGGACGUUGGUACACAGACAUCAAUGCUACUCUUUCCUCUUUAGAGAGCAAAGCCCACCUACAGGCACCAGACAUAGAGGAACACAACACAAAGAAAUUAGAAAACAGUGAAGAUGACUUGGAAUUCUGGAAUAAGCCCUGUUUGUUUACUCCUGAAUCAAGAUUGGAAACUCUUAGACACAUGGAAAAACAACGGAAAAAUCAGGAAAAAUUAAGUGAAAAAAAGAAGAAAGUGAAACCACCCAGGACUUUGAUCGCUGGAGAUGGGAAAGCCCUAAAUGUGAAUGAGCCCAAAAUUGACUUCUCUUUGAAAGAUAAUGAAAAGCAGAUCAUCCUGGACCUUGCUGUCUAUAGGUAUAUGGAUACCUCUUUAAUCGAUGUUGAUGUGCAACCAACUUACGUGCGAGUAAUGAUCAAAGGAAAGCCAUUUCAGCUUGUCCUUCCUGCAGAAGUGAAACCCGAUAGUAGUUCUGCUAAAAGAUCUCAGACAACGGGUCAUUUGGUCAUCUGCAUGCCCAAGGUAGGAGAAGUAAUCACAGGUGGUCAGCGAGCAUUCAAAUCUAUGAAAACUACCUCGGACAGGAGCAGAGAACAAACAAAUACAAGAAGCAAGCACAUGGAGAAACUAGAAGUAGACCCUAGCAAGCACUCAUUCCCUGAUGUGACUAACAUAGUUCAAGAGAAAAAACACACACCCAGAAGACGACCUGAACCCAAAAUUAUACCAAGUGAGGAAGACCCAACCUUUGAAGACAACCCUGAAGUGCCUCCGCUGAUUUGAAACAUCUGGCUGCGUUGCCAUUGGCUGAGACCCACCAGGUCCAGUUUUGGUUGGUGUAGAGACCAUAUGCAUAUUAUUCCUGGGAUAAACACAGAGUUAUUUGUCAAUAUCGCUACUCCAGUGUUUUAACUCUUACUUUGCAUAGUAAUACCCUUAAGCUAGCUUAAAAUUAAAAUGUGUGUCUUAAGUGCUAUAACUCAUCAUUUACCUAUAAUAAAGGGUUGGUAUUGAAAAUGUUUAGUAAGAUCAUAGAACUAUUGCAUAAAACAUUGAUUAUAAAUCCCAGAACUGUCUACUUAUGCAAAGUAUUAAUUCAUAGAUAAAAGGACUGAGUAUUAAGUUGGUACUUCAGCAAAUUUGUCAAGCUUAGAAGUUAAAGGUGUAAUUUCAGACCCAAUUGGAAUACUUUAAUAUUAUUUUAAACAGCAUUUCCAUUUUCCUUCUCAUGAUGUGUAUGCUUUCUCUGGUGGCAUGGUAUAAUGGCAAGAAUAUGAGUUUUGAAACCAGACACUCUAUAUUUGGAUUCCAGCUCAAUCACUUUGUAAAGACCUUCAGCAAGUCCUUUAAUUCUCUGAGCCUUAGUGGCUUCAUGUAUAAUCUGGGAAUAAUAACACUUGCCUCACAGGUUUGUCUCAAGAUAAACUGCAGAAAGCACUUAGUACAGUGUCAGCCAUACAUUUAGAGCCUCCUCUCUCUCUCCUUCUUCCCUUUCUCCUCUCUCUCCUCCUCCCUUUCUCCUCUCUCUCCUCCUCCCUUUCUCCUCUCUCUCCUCCUCCCUGCUCCUUCUUCCACUCCCUCCCCAAUUACUUUUCUCCCCUUAUUCUUUUUCUUCACCUUUUUACUCCCCACCCCACUCCUCCUCCUCUAUUUCCUUCUUUACUUCUUAAAUAUCUUACCUCUUCUUUAUCUAGAACAUUAUGAAUUCAAUAUUUCACAUACAUUGUAGGACAAAUUACUGUUACUGUGAUCAUGAUAUAGCAACAUUUAAAUCAGUUUCCCCAAAUAUUCAUUCAACAAAUACUUAUUGAGCAACUACUGAGUGCUAGCCCCCUCUCUGCUCAUCAGGGAUUUAGUAGUAACAAAGCAGACAAAUACAUACACACAGACUAUGUCAGGUGGUGUUCAGGGCUGUGAAGGAGAGUCAGAGUGAGGGGAUCAAGGGUGAUGGGUGCUUUUUCAGACAGGGCUUUUCUCUGUUAAACAGGCUUCCAAUGGAAGACUCUGCUAAUGUUUGGCAGGUAACUAAAAUGCAUCAGUUAGAAAAAAUAUGAUGAGAAUGAGGGACUGGUUAUAGGAAUGCAAUUGGACACAAAUGUGGGAAGAGCUGGGUAGUGAAGCUCUAGAAGGGAGAGGUAGAGAACUGAAAGAGGAUGCAUUGGUGCAGGUAGACAAUUCAGAACUUGUACAGAAUCUGAGAAGCUGAAAUAGGACUGUGACUGGGAGCUUGUGGAGAGGUCUAUGGGAAUCAUCAUGCUGCUGAAAUUGUUGCCUCUAUUUAUCUGCUGCCCUUCUGGUCCAUGGCCAAGAUCCUGGUGGGUGGGCUUGGAGUCAGCCUUCAUCAGCAGGCCUGCGGUAAGAAAGAUGGGAUAGACACACAGUGGUGGAGAUCAAGGAUCAGCUGCAGCAGGCUGGGUUCCUCUGCAUCUGUCCAUCACUGCGACUGACGGCGAUGACUGAGUAUAACACCUUUCUUCAUGGUCGCCUCUACCCAGGAACCACAUAGGGAAGGAAAUUCUGGAAAACAGUUCCCAGCAUAGCCAACUUGACGUAUCAUAAUCCAACAGAACUCAACUUCUACCAACUUGGAAAUCAUGUACAUUUGUCAGUACUGUAUUUAAUUUCCACAUAAAGAGAAAGCAACAUUAUACUUUUGACCAAAUUAAUACGAGUAUCCAUUAAUCAAACAAAACUGU